AACAAACACACUUCUCUAUUUUUAUGCACCUUCCACACUCAUUCAUUUCUCUCUAUAUACACCUCUAAAUCUAAUAUCUCAACCCCCCUAAGCUUAGAAGAAAAAAUACAUAUCAACAUGGAAAAUGAUGCUAGUGAAAACAUCUUUAGCACAUCCUCAUCCUCCUCAACAUCAUCAACACCAACAUCACCAACAUCUUCUAUCUCAAAUUCAUGCACCAAUCAAAAUCAAGACACUAAAAAUAGUCCUCAAAAUGAAACAAAGUGCAAGAAAAGAGAGAGAAGUGAAAAAGACACAAAACACCCUACAUAUAGAGGAGUAAGAAUGAGAGCAUGGGGAAAAUGGGUUAGUGAAAUACGUGAGCCAAGAAAAAAGUCAAGAAUAUGGCUUGGGACAUACCCUACAGCUGAAAUGGCAGCUAGAGCUCAUGAUGUAGCUGCUUUAGCUAUAAAGGGUCAUUCAGCUUAUCUCAAUUUCCCAAAUUUGGCUCAAAAUCUUCCAAGGCCUUCAACUACAUCACCUAAAGACAUUCAAAUUGCAGCUGCAAAAGCAGCAUCAACUGUUUUUGUGGAAGUUAAGGAUUGUUGUCAAGGUGAAAAUGAUCAACAUGUGCAAAAUCAUGAAGAUCAAGGUUCUUUUUCAAGUGUGUCUUCCAUUGACAAUGUUCAAGAGUCUAAUUCAAGUUCUCCGAAUUCUACUACUACUAGUACUACUACUGCUAUGAAUGAUGAUAUUGAUGACACGCUCUUUGAUUUGCCGGAUCUUUUUCUUGAUGGAAAAAAUGGACUUCUUUCUUUUUCUUCUUCUUGGCAUUUAUGUAGUGUUGAUAGUGGACUUCGGCUCGAGGAGCAAUUUUCGUCGUCUUGGGAGUACUACUAGCGUCAUCGUCGGCCACUAUCUGGAAUGCGACAUCAAGAAUUUUGUCAUUGUAGGCUACAACUCGACCUCAAAUUAAUUUGCAUCAUAUGCAUUUGACCCUAAUCGUUCAUAGAAUUAUGUUAGCAACAUAUUCUUUAUUACCACAAUCUUUCAACACAUAAUUUCUGAUUGGUUGAAAUUCAAAUGCAUUCUACUAAAUUUAUGUGGGGCAUAUAUAAUUUAGUGAGAUUCAAUUGAAUUUCAACCGAUUAAAAAAUGUGUGUUAAAAAAUUGUGUAUGUUAAACAAUGUGUUGAUUGCAAUGAGACCAAAAGUGUGAUUUAAAACUUUGCUAGCUAUAGCUAUUGUUUCACAUUUGGAAAAAUAAAAUGAGAAAUAAGCAACAAAAAAAAGGAAAUAAAAUUGAGAGUUAAAUUUGUCUUCUAUGUAAUCACUGCUAUGUAUCUCUAAAUGGUUGUUGUGUAUAGCUAGCUAUUUGCCUAAUUUAGUUUAGUAAUGUUUAGACUAAAUUAGAUAUAGCCAAAAAAGAUUACUAAAAUGUAUGGCAUUGUACAAAAUAAUAAAGAAGCAUCUUUUAUGAA
This is a messenger RNA of Trifolium pratense (red clover), 1459 nucleotides long. Its product is annotated as ethylene-responsive transcription factor ERF034-like. The transcript has a single exon. Gene Ontology annotation, molecular function: DNA-binding transcription factor activity; DNA binding. The record is from RefSeq and is a predicted model, not a curated record. Gene Ontology annotation, biological process: regulation of DNA-templated transcription. Bases 118 to 879 code for a protein of 253 amino acids. Lineage: Eukaryota; Viridiplantae; Streptophyta; Magnoliopsida; Fabales; Fabaceae.